CCAUCUUCCUAUUGUACAAUCAAAACCUAUGUUAUGCACAAGAUGCACCAAGUACAACAGGCUAUAGCUGUAAUUCAAGCCAAUUUUAUCCAUGUCAAACAUAUGUCUUUUACAGAGCAAGAGGACCAGAAUUUCUUGAUUUAGCCUCAAUUGGUGACCUUUUUUCAGUAAGUAGGCUUAUGAUUGCAAAUCCUAGUAAUAUUUCUACCCCAAACACAACUCUAGUCAAUGACCAAUCCCUCAGUACCAAUCACUUGUUCUUGUAACAACAUCAAUACCACUUUUGGUAACAUCUCAUAUGCUGACUCAGGUGAUACUAUGUACAGGAUCUCAACUGUUAAGUUCCAAAAUCUCACAACUUUUCCAUAUGUUGAGGCUGUUAAUCCAACUGUUGUACUAGAAAAUAUUCAAAUAGGUCAAGCCAUAGAAUUCCCAAUUUUUUGUAAGUGUCCAAACAAAGCACAAACACAACCCCAAAACCAAAACCAACCAAGAUAUCUUAUUAGUUAUGUAUUUCAACCUUUUGACAACAUUUCUUCAAUUGCUUCAAGAUUUGGAACAACCCCACAAUCUAUAAGGGAAAUUAAUGGAAAUAAUCCCAAGAUUUUUGAUACCCUUUUCAUUCCACUGUCUAAACUUCCUAAUAUUACACAACCAACAGCUUCAAAUGGUCCUCCACCUGUCACAAAUACAACAGUAGUACAAGAAAAUGACAAGAAAGGAACAGUCAUAGGAUUAGCUAUUGGUUUAGGAAUUUGUGGGCUGCUACUGAUUUUGUUAGCUGGUUUAUGGGGUUAUAGAGAGAAGUCAGGUAAGAGUAAANGAGAGAAGUCAGGUAAGAGUAAGAGAGAAAAGUAUAGUGAUGUGGAAAGGCAGAAAAGCUUAUAUCUUGGAUCAAAAAAGGAGUCUUUAAAUAAGGAGGUUGAAGUGAAUUUAAUGGCUGAUGUUUCAGAUUGUUUAGAUAAGUAUAAAAUGUAUAAAAUUGAACAACUUUGGGAAGCAACAGAUGGAUUUGAUGAAGGGUGUUUGAUUCAAGGGUCUGUGUAUAAAGGUAUAAUUGAUGGAGAAGUGUUUGCAAUCAAGAAAAUGAAGUGGGAUGCCCGUGAGGAGCUCAAGAUCCUCCAAAAGAUUUUGAAGUUAGUCCCAGUGGCGUACCGUAGACGUGCUCGGAUUCAGUUACUAAGAGGAGACUUGAGUUAUAGCUGCAUAGCGUUCGCAGUUCUGAAGUCCCCUUCUAUCGUAUCUUAGCUGUGUAUUAUUUUUCAAA
This is a messenger RNA of Nicotiana tabacum (common tobacco), 1267 nucleotides long. RefSeq names its product serine/threonine receptor-like kinase NFP. The record is from RefSeq and is a predicted model, not a curated record. Lineage: Eukaryota; Viridiplantae; Streptophyta; Magnoliopsida; Solanales; Solanaceae.